AUGUCAAGCCGCAGACCACCCAAGAAAAGAGGCACCAACAAAGCUCCGUCAGUGGUGGACAUGUUUGCAGCACAGAGGCCUGCUGCACGAGGUGCGCCCACAAACACGAGCCCUAGCACAACUCACCGCACGGACCCCCUCCGGACACAAGACUCCCCACCGGAGGCAUCUUCCAGCGCUAUCCUGCAAUCCCUUGCGGAUGCCAAAGGCUACUUGGCCGAAGAAAUCAAGAGAUCAGCCAAGGAAGUCAAAGCGGAAAUUGCCGCCAUAGGGGCUCGAACCACCUGGAUUGAGUUACAAAUUGGCAACGUGGUGCAGGCUCACAAUCGAGCAGUAGACCUCACAAACACACUCCUCACAAGGGUUACAGAUCUGGAAUUGGAGCUCGAGGACGUCUCCAACCGCUCAAGGAGAAAUAACCUGCGCAUUCGCGGCCUGCCGGAUUCGGUUGGGGAAGCGGAUCUUGAAGAGACUCGAGUCACCUGUUUUAAGCAGAGCCUCCCAGACAUCCCAGAACAUCUUUGGAUAGUGGACAGGGUACAUAGAGCCCUGCGGGCCAGAGGGCCGAAGAAUAGCCCCACACCCCGCGAUGUAAUUAUGAAGUGGCACUAUUACAAGACCAAGUAG
This is a messenger RNA of Pelobates cultripes (western spadefoot toad), 627 nucleotides long. The record is from the annotation of a GenBank genome assembly. Lineage: Eukaryota; Metazoa; Chordata; Amphibia; Anura; Pelobatidae.